AUGCUGAAUCGCUCGGGCCACGGUUUCCUCUGUCCAGGCUUCGGGGCUCUAUGUCUGUUCAAGGCAAGACACCCGCUGCCGGCUGACAUCCCGAUUGUGGUGUUUGUCAGCGCGCACAGUCAUCCAGACUGCGUGUCAUCGUCUGCGAUAUCAAAGGUGAUCCGCCAGGCGCCGGUGGAGCUUGGCGAUGAUCCGGCAGACUUUAGUCCGCACUCACUGAGAGCCGGCGGAGCGUCACACAUGUAG
Messenger RNA from Phytophthora nicotianae INRA-310, 246 nucleotides. RefSeq lists its product as hypothetical. The record is from RefSeq and is a predicted model, not a curated record. The transcript has a single exon. Gene Ontology annotation, biological process: DNA recombination; DNA integration. Lineage: Eukaryota; Oomycota; Peronosporomycetes; Peronosporales; Peronosporaceae. The coding region runs from base 1 to 246 and encodes 81 amino acids. Gene Ontology annotation, molecular function: DNA binding.